AACAAGUCGGCAGCAACAGCAGAAAUAAAGAGUGAGAGAGAAAAAAAUAUUUUUGAUGGAAAACAAGAUGGACGACGACAAGGAAAGAUUUCUUAAGGAGUUUGGGGAGCAUUAUGGAUACCCUAAUUCUCCCAAAAACAUCGAUUAAAUUUGGUCUUCCGAAUUCAAGAGAUUGGAAGAACUUGUUUACUUGGAUCAUGCUGGAGCAACUUUGUAUUCCGAAACCCAGAUGGAAAUGAUCCUUAAAGACUUUACUACUAAUGUUUAUGGAAAUCCUCAUAGCCAAAGCGACACUAGCUCAUCCACUUCUGACUUGGUUAGGUCUGCUCGUCAACAGGUCCUUGAGUAUUUUAAUGCAUCCCCUAAGGACUACAAGUGCAUAUUCACUUCAGGAGCAACGGCCGCGUUAAAACUAGUUGGUGAGGCAUUUCCUUGGACCAAAGAGAGCUGUUUUGUGUACACAAUGGAGAAUCACAACAGUGUCCUUGGGAUUAGAGAAUAUGCUCUUUCUAAAGGUGCUGCUGCUUUGGCUGUGGAUGUAGAAGAGAUUGAGAAUCAGAAUGGUCAUCCUAGAAAUGAUCUAUCUUCGCUCAAGUUAUCUCAGCGUUCUGCACAAAGAAGGAGCAGAACCGAAAUUCUUGAAGAUAUCCCUACAGCAAAUUCUUUAGGUAGUGCUUACAAUCUAUUUGCUUUUCCUUCGGAGUGCAAUUUUUCUGGUAUGAAAUUUAGCCUAGACUUGGUGAAGCUUAUGAAGGAAAAUUCAGAAAGAGCUUUGGAAGGCUCACCAUACUCCAGUGGACAGUGGAUGGUCUUUGAUUAAUGCUGCCAAGGGAUGUGCCACACAACCUCCGGAUUUAGCUAGAUUUCCAGCUGACUUUGUUGCCAUCUCAUUCUAUAAGAUAUUUGGUUAUCCAACAGGGCUCGGAGCUCUCGUUGUUCGUACAGGUAAACAACUGCCUCUGACAUGCUCUAAUUCUUCUUAGACAUAUCUCCUUUGGUGGUAAUUCCCUAUUUUGUAAUUGGAUGAUUCAAUAAACGCCUCUGUGAUUUUUCACUUUACAUCUCCUUGAUCGCUUUUGGAUUAAUAAAUUUGGUGAGAUGUUAUAUAGGUUUUAAUUCUUGUUCUAUGCCUUGCGCGUCGUGUUUUGCAACUCCCAUUAUCUAUGAAAGCUUUGACUCUUGGGAACUUAGAGUUUGUAAUAACAAUCUCAUACCCAGGAGGCCUGAUUGUAGCAAGGAGUUGACAGAAAUCCAACUAUAAGAUAUAGUCGUGCAAGGAUGGGUAAUAAUUAUAAGGUUUCUAAGAUUUUAGUUAUGUUCUCUAGAUAAUUUGGAAAAAUAAUCGUUUCGCGGAAAAAGUGUGGAUAAUGUCUUAAGUGUCCAUAAUUUUCCUAUUUGGGCAUGGGAGCAGCUCAGAUUCUUGAACUUUGAAAGUCUGGAGACUUAUAAUUUUGGCAACUAAACUUGACAAACAAGCUUGAGAUAGAAACGCCUGCGAGUUCGACCGAGCAGUGCUCUAACAGUUGGGGACCAGAUGUGGAUAUAAAAUUUGUAACUUUUAUAUUAUAAUAAUAACAAAAAAUAAUUUAUUUAAUUCAGAAAAGGAUUUAUUAAGAUUGUUUAUAGCUUA
Molecule: messenger RNA, 1630 nt
Organism: Papaver somniferum (opium poppy)
Lineage: Eukaryota; Viridiplantae; Streptophyta; Magnoliopsida; Ranunculales; Papaveraceae
Product: molybdenum cofactor sulfurase-like
Exons: 8
Coding region: 230-820 (196 amino acids)
Source: RefSeq, a predicted model, not a curated record